Messenger RNA from Penicillium psychrosexuale, 1542 nucleotides. RefSeq lists its product as uncharacterized. The transcript has 2 exons. Gene Ontology annotation, molecular function: NAD binding; oxidoreductase activity, acting on the CH-OH group of donors, NAD or NADP as acceptor. Bases 1 to 1542 code for a protein of 513 amino acids. NCBI's taxonomy places the organism in Eukaryota, Fungi, Ascomycota, Eurotiomycetes, Eurotiales, Aspergillaceae. The record is from RefSeq and is a predicted model, not a curated record.
AUGCUCUCAGUGAGCUGGAGUCGAUUCUCCAGUGCUUCGGUAUAUCCUUUCUCUGGUCCUCUUCGAAGCUGUUCGGGCCAGUUGCACGGUCGGUUGUUCUCAAGACAUUGUUCGCAAACGGGUUUAAGGCCGCUGCACUUUUGCUUUCUCGAGCGACACGAGUUGCAAGCAAUUGUGAUACGUGCUGGUCUUUUCUCUUUUGAUUUCGAUGCCAUCUUAUUUUCUUCUUGUGGCAGGUCAAGAGGCGUUGAGGGGAGUGGGGUACACGCAGUGGUAGACGGUAGACCCCAUCGCCUGAAAGUUCUGCCGAAUGUCCCGGUUUGUCGCUACAUCGGCCAUCCGACGAAAAGGCAGGAUGAACUAUCAGCCACCUUUGAUCGCCGUGUUUUAUAUAUAGUCUGGACAUCCAUCUGCAUUCAAUUUACUCAUUACAUCUUCUCCAGUUCCACGCAUAUUUCCUCCUUCAAUAUGGCAUCAAAGAAUUCAUACCGCAUUGCCUCUAUCCCAGGCGAUGGCAUUGGUCUCGAGGUAGUCAGUGCUACUAUCCAGGUCGUCAAGAAACUCGCAAAGACCCUUGGCACAUUCAAGAUCGACUUUGAGCAUAUCCCGUGGGGAACCGAGUACUACAAGCAAACCGGACGAUAUGUGUCUGAAGAUUACCUUGACACCAUACGCCAGUACGAUGCGGUAUUAUUCGGUGCCGUUGGAUCACCCGACGUGCCCGAUCACAUCUCGCUCUGGGGCCUACUCCUGGCCCUCCGCGGCCCACUCCAGCUAUACGCGAACGUACGACCAGUUCGAACUUUCCCGGGAACCAAAUGCCCUCUCAACACCGCAACUGAAGGCAUCGACUGGAUGCUCGUACGGGAAAACUCCGAAGGCGAGUAUGCCGGGCAAGGCGGACGGUCUCACGUCGGACAGCAAUGGGAAGUCGCGACGGAAGUGGCAAUAUUCACGCGCGUGGGAAUCGAGCGAAUUAUGCGAUUCGCAUUUGAGACAGCGCAGUCGCGGCCGCGUAAGCUCCUGACCGUCGUCACGAAGAGCAACUCCAUGCGCAACGGGAUGGUUCUGUGGGAUGAAAUUGCGGAAUUGGUUGCGAAGGACUUCCCCGAUGUGACCUGGGAUAAGAUGCUUGUUGAUGCGAUGACUGUUCGUAUGGUGGCGAAGCCGCAGUCAGUCGAUACGAUUGUUGGGACGAACUUGCAUAUGGAUAUUUUGUCUGAUCUUGCUGCUGCAUUGGCGGGAUCCAUUGGUGUUGCGCCUUCUAGUAACUUGGAUCCUACACGCAAGAAUCCGUCGAUUUUUGAGCCUGUCCAUGGUAGUGCUUUUGAUAUUACUGGGAAAGGGGUUGCGAAUCCGGUUGCUACCUUUUGGUCGGCGGCGGAGAUGCUUGUCUGGAUUGGUGAGAAGGAUGCUGCUGCUCAGCUGAUGGGUUGUGUAGAGCGUGUCUGUGCUGCAGGGAUUCUGACUCCUGAUCUGGGGGGAACAUCUAACACUCAAGGGGUUGUGGAUGCUGUUUGCCUGGAGAUUGAGAAGUUGUGA